This is a messenger RNA of Acanthopagrus latus (yellowfin seabream), 2459 nucleotides long. Its product is annotated as harmonin-like. Bases 265 to 1611 code for a protein of 448 amino acids. The record is from RefSeq and is a predicted model, not a curated record. The transcript has 7 exons. NCBI's taxonomy places the organism in Eukaryota, Metazoa, Chordata, Actinopteri, Spariformes, Sparidae.
CCCAGCUGUCUCUGUCACAGCUGUGGUACCAGGAUGUUCAUGCAGACCGUUGCUAGAUUUCCUUUGACAGCCAUUUCUGCAUCCGUCAAAAUACAGUUUGCAUCAUUUGGUUUUCAAGAGGAGUUUGCAGAACUCAAAACAAACUAAAUCUGUUGUCUUCCAUUUCUGUUUUGAUUACUGUGUUGUGACUCUGAGUCGAUUGUUUUGCUUUUUUUUUUUUUUAACAUGGGAAGGUUUGACGUGUGCUGAGACUUCUUGUUACAUAUGUUUAAAGACCUGUGUUCAUCUCCAUCCUCAGCAUUUGGCUGGUUUUAUCGAUAUGAAGGGAAACUGCCUUCAAUGCGCAAGAAAGGAGAAAAGAAGAAGAAAAAAAAGAAAACUUCCAACACAGACACGCUGCAGGAGCAGAGAAAAAACAAGAAGGAGAUGGAGUUCGAGCUGAAACUCGCCAAGGAGAAAGAAGAGAUGUACGAAAAAGAGAAGCAACUGAAGAUCAACCGGCUGGUUCAGGAGGUCUCAGAGACGGAGAGAGAAGACCUAGAGGAGUCGGAGAAAGUGCAGCACUGGGUGGAGCGUCUCUGUCAGACUCGGUUGGAGCAGAUCUCCUGCGUGGAGAACGAAUCCCCAGAGCUCUCCCCGCCGCGCUCUCCUGCCGCUGAGCCCAAGGUGAAGCGCUUCGCUGGCGGCCUCCACCUCGCCACCACAGAUCUGGACGACAUUAACCUGGAUGAGGUGGAUCAGAGCCUGAGGGGCCCUCUGAAGAGACUGGCCCCCACCCAGCCCAGCAACAACCAGCCUCCCCCUCCCUUGCCUCUCCCUCCACCCUCACCCAAGCUGCAUCCUACCAUACCCAACUACUCCCCUCCUUCCUCUCGAGUGUCCCCACAGCGGCGCCCUCCUUCUCCACCCACUGCUCGAAAACCUCCCUCUGGCCCGUCUACCUCGAACAACAAGGGGCGCAGGCCUCACCCUCACCCUCAUCCUCACCCUCAUCCUCACCCUUCCCAACCUGCUCGCCCACCUUCCUCCAACUACCCUCCUCCACCUCAGUCGUCAUGGCCUCCUUCCUCCCCCCAGCCUGCUCCGCGGCCUCCUCCGCCGCCACCUCCUCCUCCGCCGCCCCCACCGCCUCCACCUCCGCCCCCACCCCCGCAACACUCGGAGGAUCGAGUCGGACCCCUCAGCGGGCACCGCCAGCAUCAUCACCAUCACCUCCAGCACCCUCCCAGUCCUCCGGAUCACAGGAGCGAGUGGGAGUCAGGCGGCUACCUCCCAAGAGGAGGAAUUUACUCGUCUAACGCCAGUGAAAUGUCCUACCCCUCCAGUCCGAAGGUAAUGAGAAACACCUCGCAUGCCAGUCGAAUUUCCAGUUCAAGCUCCCCCUUGCAACUAGCUCCUAGUCCCCCCAACCAGAGGCGUCAGAUGGCUCCCGUCAUGUCCAAACCCGUCAUGCUGCCUCAGUCCCAGACCCACCGACCAGACCUGCACAGAUCUGCAGUCCGUUCUGACGUCUUGCCUCCGGAAAUGCUGAAACGGAUGGUUCCCUUCAACUCGUCGUUUAAAUCAAACACCAAACGACAAGUAAUCCACACCUAUCACCACCUGCCUUAGAUCGCUGCUGCUCCUGAGUGCUUUUUCCUCCAGUUUCUUUCUGCCCUUUAUCCAUCCGUGGUAACACAUCAGGUGUCCUCACGGUCGACUGGAGCCUCUUCCUUUAGUUUUUCAUUAUCUCCUCUCUCUUGUUGUCUGUAUCACUUCGCCAAUGCAUGACUGCACUUUGAUCGAUGUGGAGCAACACACUGCGAUCAUGUAGUGUGGGAAUGCACGUGUUGUGGUUUUAUUGCCGUUAUUGGUUUUCAUCCGUACCGGCAGCAGCAGCAGAUUGUUUCUGUUUGUUUUAAAGGCUCGUUGAAGCCGGUCGUCGCGUCCGUUCACACAGAACAUCGGUCUCAUUUGAUUUAAUGUAUCUGUCGGACUAAAAUACCACAUCACUGAUAUUGUUUUCCAAUUUCUGCCUCAAGCCACGAUUAAAUAAAAAACAUAUUUCACAAAUGAGUUCAUUUUUUAUGCCCGCGUUGCACAACAACAACAACAACAGGAAAUGAACAGCUAGAUUAAUGUGUUUACUUUGCAGGGAGAAAAAUGUGACGUCCUUUGUUCACUUUCUUUUACCCUGAAAUUAAAUAGCCGUCGACAUUGGGUGGAGUCAUCAUCUGUGGAUGAGUUGAAUUAAAGUAUGAAGCUUUAAAAGCAUCUGUGCUUUUUUACUUGGUGUCUCAGAGUGUUACCAUGGUUACUCAUUUUUCAGCCUGGAAUUAAAAACACUAACAGAGAAAGUGGUUGUCAAAGGAAAUCUGGCUCGGUCUUCAUAAUGUGACUUUUUUGUGCCCUGGUUGUUGUUGUUGUUGGCUCUCUGUUGAUGUAUUGAUCUGUUUUCAAUGAACUGCGUGUUGAUUCUC